Molecule: messenger RNA, 360 nt
Organism: Phytophthora infestans T30-4
Lineage: Eukaryota; Oomycota; Peronosporomycetes; Peronosporales; Peronosporaceae
Exons: 3
Coding region: 1-360 (119 amino acids)
Source: RefSeq, a predicted model, not a curated record
AUGUCGCGCACGUUCCGACCUGGUUGGGCGCUCCAGUUUGCGGUGGCCAUAGCCGAGUGCGAGCCAGAGACUGGAGCGCCAACAAAAGCCGUGUGUCUCAUGUGCCGCUCCUUUAAGCGCGACGAGACGGAGGGCGCCAAGCGCCGGAAGCGUAAGACUAAAGUUCAUAGUUUCUCGCCACCCUGGCGUCCCGACAACAUGCGGCGGCAUCUGGAGCAACAGCACGCGCUGCGUUAUGAAGAGUACAAAGACUUGACCGAUGAGGAGAAGUGCCGCUUCUUCCCAGACGAUGUCGUCAUCAAUACACAGCCAAAAGUCGACGAUGAAGCGAUCCAGGACAUUCCUGUUUUACGGCUUUGA